Nannospalax galili (Upper Galilee mountains blind mole rat) is the source of this 1248-nucleotide messenger RNA. It is a transcript of the gene Gng10, whose product is annotated as G protein subunit gamma 10. NCBI's taxonomy places the organism in Eukaryota, Metazoa, Chordata, Mammalia, Rodentia, Spalacidae. Gene Ontology annotation, biological process: G protein-coupled receptor signaling pathway. The record is from RefSeq and is a predicted model, not a curated record. Gene Ontology annotation, cellular component: heterotrimeric G-protein complex. Gene Ontology annotation, molecular function: G-protein beta-subunit binding. The transcript is spliced from 3 exons. Bases 76 to 282 code for a protein of 68 amino acids.
GCCCGCCCCGGGGCGGUGCCCUGCUCCGCCGCGGUUCCGCCCAGUCCUGCAGUCCGCCGAACCCUCGCUGCCGCCAUGUCUUCCGGAGCCAGCGUGAGCGCCCUGCAGCGCCUGGUGGAGCAGCUCAAGCUGGAGGCGGGCGUGGAGAGGAUCAAGGUCUCUCAGGCAGCUGCAGAGCUGCAGCAGUACUGCAUGCAGAAUGCCUGCAAGGAUGCCCUGCUGGUUGGUGUUCCAGCUGGAAGCAACCCCUUCCGAGAGCCCAGAUCCUGUGCUUUACUCUGAAGUCUGUAGGGAAGACGUUCACUGAGGAAGACCUUCAAGCACAAACUGAUGAAUGACUGACUCCAGUCAAGUCCCAAGAAAGCAGUUUUCUCCAGCCAAAUGACUUCCAGAUAUUUAAGGCCGUCUCUGUGGCCUGCUCCAAUAGCCAAAUUCCACAGAAAUUAGUGAUUUUUUUUUUUAUUCAAAUAAGAAAACCUAAUGAAGGAGUAAAGUUUUCAAUAGUAAAUGGCCUAGUUCUUUUGCUGAAGUAUUUUAUAUAAUGACAAAUAGAAACCAUGCCACCAAAUGUACUAAGAUGCAUCUCUUCCGUAGGUGAGGGACUAGUGUUGCUGUGCCUGGAGUGACAGGUAUGUUUUAUUUACUGGAUGUUUACAUUUUAGGAAGAAAACAUUUGUAUUACAAAAAUUGAGUAUUUGUAAUUUGCUGUUGCUAACAUUUUUAUAUUAUAAUAAAAUUUGUUCUUAAGAAUUUACAGUUACUAAGACAAGAAAGUAUAAAAUUAAGAACAGGCUAAUACCCUGAUUUUCUAAGCAAGAAGUUGCUCAUUUCUAAACGAGAAUAUUGUUUUAUUUUUAACACUAAACUUGGGAGCAGCUUCUUAGGAAACCUGUUUGAAAGGAUUGAUGCUGUCUUGCGUGUUAGGUUGCCCCAUCUUAUAUAUAAAGCAGAUUGGAUUUUUUUUUUAGUUCCUUCUCUUUUGUAAUUGUACUUAUACUUUUAAAAAUAUGCUACAUUAUUUGUUUUCUAAAAAUGUUUAAAAUGUGACCCACAUACAGAACAUUGAAAAUGGUUAAAAGACAAUGUGAAAAUACUACAACCUAAAAAGAAGUCAAGUCACAAGUGUGUUUCGCUUGAGUGAUGUGCCUUUGAUUUAAUUUGGGACACUUUUAGAUGGAAACCUGAUUUGUGUUUGUAAUAACUUUGAAAAGCUUGGAAAUAAAACUUUUGCUUCAUUAUUUUCUAUGA